This is a messenger RNA of Ciona intestinalis (vase tunicate), 2290 nucleotides long. The record is from RefSeq. NCBI's taxonomy places the organism in Eukaryota, Metazoa, Chordata, Ascidiacea, Phlebobranchia, Cionidae.
GUUUUAAGUCAAUUAAUAUUUAAUCCUGCAAGUUAAUAAUUUAUUCCGACACUGGAAACUUUGCUGUGAGAUGUCAGUGAGCCCAAAGCAUUCGACUACAACCCCAUUUUCAGUUACCGAUAUUUUGAGUCCGCUAGAAGAGUCGUACGGGACCGGUUCGGUUGAAGGCAUUGUCAGCGGCCGCAGGGAAUUUAGCGAGCUGUACAGCAACAUGGAAUCCGGCGCGGCCUCGUCGGCGGGAAUUCACGUCCCGAAUCUCGGCGGGGGAGGCAGCACGGGGUCGAUCUCUUCCCCCAUGACUUCGUACCGACAACCGAUGAUGGGCACGCCGCCGCACCAUUCUAUACACCAUCAGCAAAUGUCAUCUGCCAACCCUUACCAGACUGCAGCAGGAAUGAAUGGAAGUUAUAACCUGCACCCUAUGCCUACCCCACCGCAAACUUCGUUUCAUGCAAUGCCUGGAUCUGGUGGACCGACUGGGUAUGGCAACGGGGGUGUUCCGGAGCUGCCACCGUAUAAUAAUGUACAAUCUCCAUGGUACGGUGCACCUUCAAAUCCAGACCCAAGAUUUGUCCCAAGUUACCCUCGGUUGCAAAUUACUGGUUAUGGUUCUAUGAUGCCAGGUACAGGCAUGGAUGGAAUGCACAAGACGCUUCUGCCACCAUCUCAGAGAAGAAAACGAAGGGUUCUGUUUUCCCAAGCACAGGUGUUUGAACUAGAGAGACGUUUCAAGCAACAGAAAUAUCUCUCCGCCCCUGAAAGGGAACACCUGGCACAAAUGAUACAUCUUACGCCAACGCAGGUUAAAAUUUGGUUUCAAAAUCACCGGUACAAAAACAAACGUUCACUAAAAGACAAGCAAACGCAAGAAAUGAGUGUACAACAACAACAACAGCAGCAACAGCAAUCCCAGACCUCUGGUAACGCGCAGCCUCAACACACAAACGAUCUGUCUCACUCGAAUCCUAGCCAGCUCCAGCCCGUAGCCAGUGCGGUACCGGGCGGAACACGGACGCCACAAGAAACGUAUUCCCCUGUUCCAACUGGUGUCCAAGCUUCUCAGCCAGGUAUGGUGGAUGGAAACGAUGGGCAUAGGAUGGUUCACAUUUCGAACCAGAACGGUGACCAGUCUUCGCCGCGCCAUUUAACCAUGUCAGAUGGUUCUUGCCACGAUUCGACGAUCAUCGAGUCGCCAAACAUGCAAAUGCCGAUGCCGAACGUCGUGCAACCGACCGACACCGAAGCAGGCCUUGGGCCGUUUUCAAGCGUCAUAAAACUCGAAGAAGUAAACGUCGACUCGGCGGAAGGGUCCGGCGGGAACUCGGGCAACAUCGUCCCGCAGACGCACUACCUUGGCUCGACCCAUCACCACGACCUAAUGAACGUGAACGUGACGACACUUAAUGCGGUCGACGCGUACCAACACCACCCCCACCAUAACCACAUCCCUAUCGGCAACACUGUCUUGAACGAUCAGUCGAUCCUGUACAGUGUUUACCGAUGAAUUAGCAACUGAACGUACGGCUCUUAUGAUAAGGCUGUCUCAUGGCUAUAGAAGCGAAGGUUAGAGGCAGUAGUAGAACUAUAAGUGUCAACAUAACACAAUGACUCAUAGUUACGUACGCAGGGUCUUCUAUUAGUCGUUUUACUUCUACAAAUACACCGCUAUACUUAAGCAUACAUAUUACACAAGUUAUACCUGAUUCCACGUACUUCUGUUUAUACGUACUUAUGUCAGACUAAUCUGAAACUCAUUUAAUUCAACUUAAACUUCAAGUCGAAAGUCGUCGAACCGACUUGCCCACUGUUCCGAUCGUACACUGUAUAAUUCACUUGAGCAGUCCACUCGAUUGCGAUAUAGCCGCAGCGUCAAGACUACUUACCAGGGCUUCCAGUACCUCCUCAUAUAAUACUUAAUAGACUCAGCAGUCCUGAACGACAGUAAUUAUGAAUGGGGAAAACACCAUACGGGGUUACCACUGAUCUUAAUACAGUUUUUGACGAACAGCAAUCAUAUCUUAUUAUUGAGAAAAAAUGGCGCCACUUUUAGGCGGUUAUUGCCAAUGUCUACUGAAGCGUGACGUUGAAGGUGAAAUGUUGUUUCUAUUCUCCAUUCAAAUAUGUGUUAUCUUCAUAUAUACCGUGAUGUAUUACUUGAAUUAGGUGCAACGCUUUUGAGGUCAACGAUGUUUCUUUGCGCGCCUUUUGUAUUUUACCUAUCCAUGUCACACUUUGUUACCUUUUAGGCGCCCUGUACAUAUUCAUUACCAAAUAAAUCAUCUCUACCGAA